AUGGCAUCACUCUCGUUCGUCCGACUUCUGACCUUGAGUGCCACUUUGUAUCAUAUUGUCUUCGCUGUACCACAAGCUCCUCUCGAAGCAGCCACGCAGUCAUCCACUUUCUUGCCACCGGCACAACAAGCCAACGCGCCUGUAUCAGGUAAUGGAUGCAAUGAAUGCCAGCUAGUCGCUGAUGUCGCCGGGCUCGUGUGGUACUCGCAAGUAUUUCUCAACACCGCAGCAACGAACGUAGUCCAAGUCGGUGUGAACAACGCUUCUCGAACGACCCGGACGUCAAUCAUUCAAAAUGAAGGAGAAUUCACAUACGCCCCAGGCGGUGACGCGAAUGGAGGGCAAGCGUUGACACAACUCAACUAUGAACCAAGCGUGACGGUGGCGGGAGCAGUUCUAACCUCACCUACGGCUUAUAAUGUAUUCACCGGUUAUACAAUCACCUCUGCUUUCCUUUCCGAUGGUCAAUGCGUGACGACGAGCCAAUCGAGCUCACUAGCAAGUGCAUACUCGGAGAUUCUCUCUUCAGCAAAUGGCAGGGUAAUCUUAGAUGUCAACGGACAGUCGGAUUUCCUCAGUUUCCUCGGCUUUGUCACUUGCUCUGGGGGCGGUGAGAAUAUUCAGCCGACGGCGCUGCUCCAAGUCUCGAACACGACGGCGACGUCAACGACUACCUUUUCGGGUAUCAUGGCAGCUCAGAGUGUGAGCUUGUCCAUUGCGUCGUCAACGCCGGCCUCUGCGUCUGCAAGCGUGACGGCAAACGUAACGUUCCCAUCAGUUGGCGUGCCCAACAUUGUAAUUGGAAACACAACAAUCACACCAAGCGCCAAUCCCAUCGGCUUGCCCGUGUACAACGGCACUACGUUUGCUGGAAGUGGGACUGGCGGACUUCAACCCGUACCGACUGGACCAGUCACGCCUUUCGUAGCAGCAGCCAACACUUUGGGGAGAGCGGACGGGUGGCUUGUGGCCUGGAUCGUGGGCUCGAUCGGAGUUGGCGCGCUCGUGAUCUAUCUGUAG
Molecule: messenger RNA, 1020 nt
Organism: Bacidia gigantensis
Lineage: Eukaryota; Fungi; Ascomycota; Lecanoromycetes; Lecanorales; Ramalinaceae
Exons: 3
Coding region: 1-1020 (339 amino acids)
Source: RefSeq, a predicted model, not a curated record